AGGGUUGAACUAUGUUUACUUCGAGUAUCAUCAGCGUUUACUGUAGCUUAAUUGUUUGUGGGAAAUGAAUUAAGAAAUAAACUUGUUAGAAAAAUGGUUUCUCCUGUCAUGAGUACUUAAAAAUGUUGAAUUUGGUUCGUUUUAUCCUUUGUUGUUAUCCUAUAAACACGUGACUUUAUGAUUGCGCAUUUCAUUUCGGAUGUUAUUAUUGUGCAUCAAUAUUUUCCUCAAUUGAAAAAAAUCCUGAAAUUCGUUCUUUCCUGAUGGCGAAUGGGCACGUUCGAGAACUACAUCUGCAAGGACACCCCAGAACCCAUCAAAGAGUUUCUAGACCACAAUUUUUCAGUUCUUCCAUUCCUGCAUUUUCAAAAGCGGAGCUAUUAGGGCAAUUCCUUUCUUAUGCAGUCAAUGUUGUUCCUAACUUUUUCUUUAAAGUAUGUCCUCGAUGGAUUAUGAGCUGGUUUCAUUGGAGUCCAACAUCAACGCAAGCAUUGGAAAUAGUAGAGGAACAAGUUUUCUCAAAUUUGAAACGUCCUUACUCCUCAAAACAUAUUAAUAUUGGAAAAUGCUGUGGUCCAGAGGACAAUUACGUGUGGACGAUUUGUAUGAAUACUAAUGCGGAUGGGAUUCCAUUGGUGUUGCUGCAUGGAUUUGCUGGUGGUGUUGGACUGUGGCUGAUGAAUUUAGACAGCUUGUCUGCCUCUCGACCAAUAUAUGCAAUUGAUUUGCUCGGUUUUGGACAGAGUUCAAGACCAGAUUUUAGCAGCGAUGCGUUAGAAGCUGAGAUGCAGUUUUUCAUUUCUCUUGAAAAAUGGAGAACGGCGGUUGGAUUAGACAAGUUCAUACUCCUUGGACACAGCAUGGGAGGCUAUAUUGCAGCCUCGUAUGCCUUGCAUUAUCCAGCCAGAGUUGCACUUCUUAUUUUAGUAGACCCCUGGGGUUUGCCUGAAAAACCCAUUUCACUGAUGCAUCGUUAUGAAAUGGAUUCUUGGGUCAAAUUCCUGAACAGCUUUUUACAAGGAUUUAAUUAUUUAGCUUGUGUGAGAUUAGCUGGACCAUUCGGUCCGUAUCUAGUGAAAACAAUUCGAAGUGAUUUAAGAAGGAAAUAUGGAACAUUUCUGCGGAAUCCUCGGUGCAUUAUGGAUUAUGUUUAUCAUUGUAAUGCUCAAAAUCCUAGUGGUGAAGUUGCAUUUAAAGCCAUGGCAGACUCCGCUGGUUGGGCUAAGUAUCCUAUGAUGUACAGGCUAAACAGCUUGGAUCCAAAAGUUCCUAUUACUUUUGUAUAUGGGUCUCGUUCCUGGUACAACAGGCAGCCUGGUUUGCAAAUAAAGUAUUCAAGGUUGAAUUCCUUUGUGGAUGUUCAAGUUAUUGAAGGAGCAGGACAUCAUGUUUAUGCAGACAAGCCUGAGGAGUUUAACACUUUAAUCGUCCAAGUUUGUGAAAAUUUAGAAGAUGGAUUAAUUAAUCCUAGAAAUUUUUGAUUUUUUAAUUUACCAUCAUGCAAGAGAGUUUUAGUAAUAAUGUAUUGAAUUUUAUUUAAUUUUUAUAUCUCUUGUUAAUCAUUUAUAAUUGUGUUUUUUUACAUAAACAUUUUUCAUUCGAUGCAAGACAUUCCUGAAAUGUUUUGAAGAAAGCCAAAUAUUUAGACUUUUUUUUUAAGAUCAUUUUUUAAUACAUAAUAUAGAAAAUGUUGAAAAAAUAUUUUGCUAAAAUAUAGAUUUAUUGAGUGUCAAUAUAUGUAAAGCACAA
This is a messenger RNA of Uloborus diversus, 1749 nucleotides long. RefSeq names its product (Lyso)-N-acylphosphatidylethanolamine lipase-like. Gene Ontology annotation, cellular component: lipid droplet. The record is from RefSeq and is a predicted model, not a curated record. NCBI's taxonomy places the organism in Eukaryota, Metazoa, Arthropoda, Arachnida, Araneae, Uloboridae.